Molecule: messenger RNA, 768 nt
Organism: Ruditapes philippinarum (Manila clam)
Lineage: Eukaryota; Metazoa; Mollusca; Bivalvia; Venerida; Veneridae
Exons: 5
Coding region: 97-738 (213 amino acids)
Source: RefSeq, a predicted model, not a curated record
UAUUUUUCUGGAAAAGUCGGUAACAAGUCUAAACAAUCUUCAAAUGAAGAAAAUGAAGAUGUUGAUGCAAGAGAAGCAAUAGGAAUUAUAGAUACAAUGAUUGCAGAACCGCUACCAGAUUAUUCUGAUGACAGUGAGGACGACGAGGAGUUUGAAAAAGAAAUUCAGAACGAACUGCAGGUUUUACAGAAAACUGGGUCAAGGUAUCGCUUGACUGUAACAAAAAAUGGUUUAAGUGCAACUUCACGGCGUUUGAAUGAAACAAUAAAUGAUUUUGGAAGAUCAAGACAAGCUUUAUCAAAAAGCGCCAGAAUUAUAACAGAUGGUAUCCAGGCAACUAAGUGGAAGCAUGCAAAGGCUCAAGACUUGAGAUUGGAAUCGCAAAAAGAGGGGAGUAGCGCGAAGGAUAACGAUAAUAACAUUCCUCUCCCAACAGUAAGGCGAAGGAGGUUUAACCUAGGAGCAGGGCGAUCAAAGCUUGCAUCAAGAUUACAGGAUAUAAAUCCGUCAUCUAGUAGUAAUGAAGACAGAAGACGACCUUCAAAUGAAAAUAGAGAGGAUUAUGACCGAAUAGGAUCACACGGAACAUUGGGCCGUCAACUUGGAAAAAGACUUAAAUAUGUUGCCAAAUCAGUGAGGAGAAUAAACACAGAUGACACUCCACGUGCAAAUGGACCACGUGAGCAUCGUGGUGUUUCAUUUGAAAACUCAGGAAGACCAACAUCUACGCUCUAUUGAAGAAACAACCUUAAAUACUGCAUAUAAAAA